Messenger RNA from Acanthosepion pharaonis, 513 nucleotides. NCBI's taxonomy places the organism in Eukaryota, Metazoa, Mollusca, Cephalopoda, Sepiida, Sepiidae. The record is from the annotation of a GenBank genome assembly.
AUGAUUUCUUUUUUUUUCUCUUCUUUUCAGAACGAGAAAAUGUCAUCAGAGAAACAAUUGUUUUUGCUGGAGAAGGCCAAACAAGAAUGUUAUACCCGGAUGAAUACAGAGCCACCCAAGUUUUCAAAUGGUCUGUGGUGCAAUCGGACCUGGGAUGGUAUUAUGUGUUGGAACGACAGUCCUGCAUCAACAGUGAUGAAACAGCAAUGCCCCUCCUAUAUUCACGGUUUUGCUAAAAACAAUUUUGCAUACAAGAAAUGUACAAACAGUGGCACUUGGUAUCGAAAAGCAGAAACCAACAAAACUUGGACAGAUUACACAUCCUGCAUCGACAAGUUAUCAACAGGAAUCCCCGUUGAAUUCUUCUUUUUCUCUCUCUUUUUCUUUAUCCUCCUUUUUUCGGUUCUCUAUUCAUGUAAAUUCCUCGCUUAUUCGUUUUCCUAUUCUAUUUUCUUCUUCCCCCCUUUUUUUUCUUUCUCUUUGGAAUUUUCCACAUGUUACUUUAUUUCUUAA